Messenger RNA from Panicum hallii, 3216 nucleotides. RefSeq names its product polyamine transporter PUT1. The coding region runs from base 1445 to 2899 and encodes 484 amino acids. The record is from RefSeq and is a predicted model, not a curated record. Lineage: Eukaryota; Viridiplantae; Streptophyta; Magnoliopsida; Poales; Poaceae. Gene Ontology annotation, biological process: transmembrane transport. Gene Ontology annotation, cellular component: membrane. Gene Ontology annotation, molecular function: transmembrane transporter activity. The transcript is spliced from 2 exons.
UCGCCCUCCGGUCUCCACCCUUUCCUAUCUUGGUGUUUCUUGCUGUCCUUGUGUUCGCCGCCGCUGAUCAUCGGGUAAGCUUCUCCGGUAAUGCUUGCCGGCAGCCUGGCGCACGUGUAGCUCUUUGCUUCGACUUGGGAGUCCCCGUUCGCCAGCCUGCCUCGCCGCCGGACAUUCACAUAUCCGUUGACCUCUGACUUUAUCGUCUCGUCUACCGAUUCUUGACUCCUCAGUCCGUCGUCCUGACGCCUCAAUGGCCUCAUCAUCAUCAAUGAUUUGCCAUUUUUUAAAGCCCAUUGGCCUUCGAUUGGGCCCGUAAAGUCAGGCAGCCAAGGCCCAUAAUAUGGUCCAGUUGAGUUAACACGGCCCUACCCCGGCGGGACCAAACAUUUUCUUUUUGAAUGGGUCGGCAUUACUGCCCGGCGGGACCAAACAUGGUGGGCUUUUCCGGCAGUGGAGUGGGCGCCCGUUCCGAUCUGGCCGCCGUGAUUUCCUUACAGGUGCCAUCAGCCGCCAAUUUUAUACAUCUUUCGGAAGGUGGGAAUGUCAUCCACCUUCCAAUAUUUAAGAUCCGUGUCCUUCCUUUGGCCGCCGUCGCUCGUGCCUAUCUCCUUUCUCCGUCCCUUCUUCUUCCUCCGGCCUUCGUCGCGCAUGCGCCGGCGAGAUAGAGGAGGGGGAGCGGCCGGCGGCGAGGUUAGGGUUUUGAGGUUGCCGGGGCACGGAAGCUCCAAUGAUCGCCGGCUUUAGAAGAGAAGGUCGGGGGAGGAAUCGACAGGCGGUGGGUCAUGUGUGGGCGGACGGCGGAGCGCCGCCGGCGGGGGUGGUGGUUGCCGGCGGCCGGACCAGGUUCCGGGCGGGGCCGUGGUGUCGGAGAGGUUAGGGAGGGCGGGGAUGCGCCGGCAGCGGGUGGACGGAGGGUGUCGUCUCCGCCGAAGACGGACAGGGCGGCGGCGGUGGCGGGCGAACAGUGGAAGGGAGGAGAAGAAGGAAGGAGGGAGGGCGGGCCUCGCUGGUGUCGGGGACAACGCCGGCGAGGCGGCGCGCGGGGUGGAAGAAGAUGGCGUCGUGGGCCUAAUGGGCUGGAAGAUGGAUAGCUUCCGGAAGCCAUAUAGGACCCCCGUCACCGGCCGCAACCCUCAAGUCUGAACACCGCCGCUACUUCGCCCAACGAAUUCGUUUCAGGCGAGCAGUCGAAGCAGAGUCCUGGUCACGGGAUGCUUGUAUGCAGCCUCCCUCUUGGUUACGACUUCGAGUAGUCUGAGAGACACAGGACACAUCUCCAAUGGCAAUGUUUCAAUGAGCACGAGAGCAGACAUUGGCCCCAACAGCUGCUGUUUCUGGUGGUGGCGGUGAAUCGCUGCCUCCGUUUCCAAUCUGUUUUCAUGUGUCGUGAUCAUUCGUGAAGCUCGCCCCGAACACCGGAUCGGCAGCAAGUAGUGCUCCGAUGGGCGAAUGCAGCACGGAGUACAGGGUCCUCCCCAGCAGCAAUGCCGAUGCCAACGGCGUGGCGGCGUCGGCGCCGGCGCCGGCGUCGCUCCGCAAGGUCUCCAUCGUCCCGCUGGUCUUCCUUAUCUUCUACGAGGUCUCCGGCGGGCCGUUCGGCAUCGAGGACAGCGUGGGCGCGGCGGGGCCGCUCCUCGCCAUCGCCGGCUUCCUGGUCCUCCCGGUCAUCUGGAGCAUCCCGGAGGCGCUGAUCACGGCGGAGCUGGGCACCAUGUUCCCGGAGAACGGCGGGUACGUCGUGUGGGUCGCCUCGGCGCUCGGACCCUACUGGGGGUUCCAGCAGGGGUGGAUGAAGUGGCUGAGCGGCGUCAUCGACAACGCGCUGUACCCCGUCCUCUUCCUCGACUACCUCAAGUCCGCCGUGCCUGCGCUGGGCGGUGGCCCGCCGAGGGCGUUUGCGGUCCUGGGACUCACGGCGGUGCUGACGCUGCUCAACUACCGCGGGCUCACCGUCGUCGGCUGGGUAGCCAUCUGCCUGGGCGUGUUUUCCGUCCUGCCGUUCUUCGUCAUGGGCCUCAUCUCGCUCCCCAAGCUCCGGCCGGCGAGGUGGCUGGUGGUGGACCUCCACAACGUGGACUGGAACCUGUACCUCAACACGCUGUUCUGGAACCUCAACUACUGGGACUCGAUCAGCACGCUGUCCGGCGAAGUGGACAACCCCGGCAAGACGCUGCCCAAGGCGCUGUUCUACGCGGUCAUCUUCGUGGUAGUGAGCUACCUGUACCCGCUCCUCGCCGGCACCGGCGCGGUGCCGCUGGACCGGUCGCAGUGGAGCGACGGCUACUUCGCGGACCUUGCCAAGCUCCUCGGCGGCGCGUGGCUGAUGUGGUGGGUGCAGGCGGCGGCGGCGAUGUCGAACAUGGGCAUGUUCGUGGCCGAGAUGAGCAGCGACUCGUACCAGCUGCUGGGCAUGGCGGAGCGGGGCAUGCUGCCGGCCUUCUUCGCGCGGCGGUCGCGGCACGGGACGCCGCUGGUGGGCAUCCUCUUCUCGGCGUCGGGCGUGCUGCUGCUCUCCUCCAUGAGCUUCCAGGAGAUCGUGGCCGCCGAGAACUUCCUCUACUGCUUCGGCAUGCUGCUGGAGUUCAUCGCCUUCGUGCUGCUGCGCGUGCGGCGGCCCGACGCGCCCCGGCCGUACCGCAUCCCGCUCGGCACCGCCGGGUGCGUAGCGAUGCUGGUGCCGCCCACGGCGCUGAUCGUGGUGGUGCUCGCGCUGUCGACGCUCAAGGUGGCGCUCGUGAGCCUCGGCGCCGUGGCCGUCGGCCUCGUGCUGCAGCCGCUGCUGAGGCUCGUGGAGAAGAAGGGGUGGCUCAGGUUCGCCGUGAACUCGGACCUCCCUGACAUCGGCGUGGGGCACGCGCACGCACCCGCCGCGGCAGACGAGACGCUGGCGCCGUAGCCCCGUGGGUGGGCUGUGUCAAACCAGCUUAGAUUUGGGCUUCGCUUCACAGCGCGCGGUGGGCUCAGAUCUCAAACGAUAGCCCACGGAGGCCCGCGUCCCCUGAUUUUGCCACUAUUGCUGGCCGUGGAGGACUUUUGAGUCGUAACACGCUGGAGGCUUGUUGACAUUGGUCGUGUAGGAUGACACAGUAGCGUGUUCUGGCAGUUUUUGAAAAGCAUUGUGUUCUGUAUCCAUUUCAGUUCAUGAGCUAGUUGAGGGAACUUCGGUGGCAAGUGGCAUCAAACGGAUUUCGAUCUGAAUGUUUUUGCAGUGUA